Fragaria vesca subsp. vesca is the source of this 1881-nucleotide messenger RNA. Its product is annotated as probable WRKY transcription factor 28-like. The coding region runs from base 201 to 1307 and encodes 368 amino acids. Lineage: Eukaryota; Viridiplantae; Streptophyta; Magnoliopsida; Rosales; Rosaceae. Gene Ontology annotation, biological process: regulation of DNA-templated transcription. The transcript is spliced from 3 exons. The record is from RefSeq and is a predicted model, not a curated record. Gene Ontology annotation, molecular function: DNA-binding transcription factor activity; sequence-specific DNA binding.
CUACCGUCCCAUCCUAUGGAUCAGUCUUUCUCUCCUUCUCUCUCUCCUUCUCUCUAUUAGAAAAGGAAACAGAAAAAUCUAACCUAAAGCUCAUUUUCUCUCAAAGAACAAAGCAAGAAUCUUAAUCCCAUCUCUCUCUCAAAGUCCUCUUCCCCUCCUCCUUUCCCGUUUCUCUUCUUCCUCGAUCUGUAUCAUCUUCAAUGUCAAAUGAAAAGAAAAGCCCUUACCUACAGUAUGACCCUUUCGAUUACAACCCCCACGAAAUCGACAGGUCAAGCUUUCCAUUCUUCAAUUACAGCUCUAGUUCCAUAUACAAUAUUCCCCAAACACCAGCAGACCCCCAAACUCAAAGCCUACAUGGAUUUGAAUCUGAUCCUUCGUAUUUGAUGAGCUUCGCCGACUGCUUAAAUGGGUCAAUGGACUACACCACCCUCUCAAAAGCCUUUGAUAUUUCUUGUUCAUCAUCUGAAGUCAUUUCUCCGCCGCUGUUAGAUCAGGACGAUCAUUCGAAAAACAAGGCUGCAGCUGCUGUUGUAGGAGAUCAAAAUCCAUCCACACCGAACUCAUCGAUAUCUUGUUCAUCUAAUGAAGCUGGUGCUGCUCGUCAUCAUGAGCAUGAAAACAAUCAAGAUUCAGAUAAGAUCAGCAAGAAAGAUAAGCAUCAGAAGGUAGUACAGUCAGCUGAAGAAGCUCCUGGAGAUCAUGAAGACGAGUCAAAGAAAGUGAACAAGGCAAAAAAGAAAGAGAAACGGCAGAGGGAACCGCGGUUCGCGUUCUUGACCAAGAGUGAAAUUGAUCAUCUUGAAGAUGGCUACAGAUGGAGAAAGUACGGACAGAAGGCAGUCAAGAAUAGCCCUUAUCCUAGAAGUUAUUACAGAUGCACUACUCAGAAGUGCAAUGUAAAGAAACGUGUGGAGAGAUCGUUCCACGAUCCGGCGACUGUGAUCACAACAUAUGAAGGGCAGCACAACCAUCAAUGUCCAGCGACACUUCGAGGCAGUAUGAAUGCUGUUGGCAUGUUGACACCUUCCUUUUUGGGAGGAUUCGGGACCAGUAACAACGGAUCCCCAAGAUUUCCACACCAAUUAUUGUUAACUCAACUGCUUACUCCAGUCGAUAACAACCAACUUCAACUGCAAGCUCAACAUCAUUAUGAUCCAGCAGGUUCUAUUUUCUACUCAAAUCUCAUGAGUACUCUUCAUCAGAAUCAACCGCAGCAGCAGCAGCAGCAUGUACAUGUUCCUCAUGACUACAAUUUGUUGCAAGAUUUAGCUCCCUCAUUUAGUCACAAGCUGGAGGAGCCAUGAAUAUAUAUAGUGGAAUCAUAUGCACUAAAGUAUGGCUCCAGUACUCUAUUGCGCUGUAACAAAUUAGUAGUACCAGUACUAGACUACUAGUACGUAACUAAGUACUUAGAAUUUCAUCAUAUAUAUAUGGACUAAGAAUUCGGGUCAGUAUGAAUGGGAUCCAAUAUUGCGUACUAGUACUACUCCUGACUACUACAAGUGCAGUACAUACGUAUUGAUCUAGAAGACACUCUCCUAAUUAAGCUUCACUCUUACAGUUAGCGAAGGCAGUUCUUUUGGAGGAAUGUCGCAUAUAUCAUAUACGGCAACCCUAGACCUAUUGUUCGACAUGUAUAGCCAACAUCCGAAUAAUCCUAUCAAGGAGAUCUGGAGAUUGCCUGAGGACGUAAAGCUAUCAUUUCUAAAAGUUUUGAUUUCUAGGUGUGUUUCUUUUUUUUGUAUACAUAAUAGUAGUUAAGACUUGCAAGUGUUUGGUUUUUAACUUUCUGUAGACUUUUUGGGUUUGACAAGGAACGAGCAAUGCUUGAAUCUACGUACGUACUGGCCUUGGGCUUGUAAUACAAAAUCCAAAGAU